CCAAAGUCUUUUUUUUUUAGCCGUCGCAAUAAUUCGUAAUUUUGAUGAUUAGUUAGGUUAGGCAUUUUGUGGAGAGCAUUGACUCGUGUCCCUGUUUUGUGUGUGCAUAAAGUGACGAUCUUAAAAUUCGGAAUUAACCAGAAAAACACCGAUUUUUAAGUGAAUUUGUUGAAAAUAAAUUUCCAGAAGACACACGUCAAGAUGAACUUCCUACAAAGAGUACAAGGAUUAUUUCAGUCAACUAAUUAUAAUAUGGAUCCUGCUCAGAAUCCGUAUUUUGAUCCAUAUAAUAAUACUCCAGGAUAUUACCAAGGAAAUGGCGAUACCUUUCAUGAAAAUCCACUUCAAUGGAACGGUCAGCCACAAAUGAUUCCAAAUUAUCAGCUUUCUGAUACGAAUGAAAAUUAUCACAACGUUAGUUUCGACCAAUUUCAAUUUCUUGGCGAAAACUACUAUACAUCUUUCGAUGAAAAUGAUCAAGGCUCGAACAAUAAACGAGCACUCGAAUAUUACGAUGACGAUGACAUAAACUUCGUUCCGAAUGCAGCUAAAAGGCAAAGAUUAUCUGAACCGAGCAUUCAAUACGCUAUGAAAAAGUCCAGCGAUUAUGCCAACCCCAUGAGGAAGGCAUUGGAUUUAUUGUUUGAGUCAGAGAUAACUGCUGAUGGAUGGGAAAAAAUCGACAAUCGAAUCAAGUACCACAUUUCAAUUCGAGGUGUAACUUACUACCAAUGGGGUAGUUCAGUUGAAAUAACAAAAGAAAGUGCUGCUGAAACAGCUCUUAAAAGUCUUGCUGGCUUCAAACUUCAACAAAUAUCUUGGCCGCCCCAAUUAUUACCAUUUCGGCUGGAACAACCUUUUGCCGAUUCAAUUGAAAUACUUGUAAAAAGCAAGUUCAAUGAACUUAUGAGAAACAAUGUUCAAUACAAAGCCCACAAAGUGCUUUCUGGAAUCGUAAUGACUAAUGGAAUGUCGGUUAAUGAUGCUACGGUGGUCGCUGUUGGUACUGGAACGAAAUGCUUUGCAGAUAAACUUAAAGACAAAAAUGGCAGAGUUUUGCAUGACAUGCACGCAGAGGUGUUGGUUAGACGAAGCUUCGUUUGUUUCUUAUACCGAGAACUCCUAUCGAUGUUAGAAAUGAAACCAUCGAUAUUUGUUAUGAGUGGGAAAGAGAUUCAAUUGAAAGCAGAAGUGAAAUUUCAUUUGUAUGUGAACACGAUACCUUGUGGUGAUGCUAGAGUGUUCAGCUUAAAGGGAUGUGCUCAGCUGAAAAAAAUGGCUAGACAGGGAACACUGCGGACGAAAAAAAUUGGUGGGACGGAUAACCUUUCCGAGACCAACGCUCAACGGAUAAAAUCGAUGUCAUGCUCAGACAAAAUGGCCCGAUGGAACAUACUUGGCUUACAGGGUGCAGCUCUAUCCAAAUACAUCAAACCGAUUUACUUAGAAUCGAUCGUCCUGGGCAGCAGUUAUGUGCCAUUCCACUUACAUCGAGCUAUGUUCGGACGGUUGGAAAAAUCGCCGGUAGCAAAUCUAAAUUCAACCGAUGGAUAUCGACUGAACACACCAAAAUUCGAAUCCACAUUCGUGAUGGAAAUUUCGAAUUUUGCUUCGUGUGAAGAUUAUGGCGUUUGUUGGAGCAUGGGACGAGGCGCAGAGAUAAUCGAUCUGAAUACUGGGUUGAAGAAGAACGGCAAGGCGUCACAAGUGUCACGGAGUGCAUUCAGGUAUAUGUUCCAUGACAUCGAUGAAAAGCUAACCCAUUGGUCGGCCGAAGGGAUUGAGAAAUAUAAUGAGGUGAAGAAAAUGUUUUACGACGCUCUUAAAGCACAAAAUUUUGGUGCCUGGGACACCAAGUUAAACUGAGAUUAAGUUCGUGUAUGAUCUAAGUACACAAUUCACAAGUUCCUAUUCCCAUGUAUUAGAAUAGUUUUGAAUACUUUUUUUUCAUUAUUUUAAAUGUUUUCGAAUAUUGUAACAAACACAUUGGUUUCGUCUUUGUGCAGACAUUUUUCCAUUCCUUAAUUUACUAUAAAUCGACUGAUUGAAAGACAAAUAAAAUACUUUUGAACAAA
Messenger RNA from Bradysia coprophila, 2075 nucleotides. Its product is annotated as double-stranded RNA-specific editase Adar-like. The record is from RefSeq and is a predicted model, not a curated record. Gene Ontology annotation, cellular component: nucleolus; cytoplasm. Gene Ontology annotation, molecular function: double-stranded RNA binding; double-stranded RNA adenosine deaminase activity; adenosine deaminase activity. Lineage: Eukaryota; Metazoa; Arthropoda; Insecta; Diptera; Sciaridae. Gene Ontology annotation, biological process: RNA processing; adenosine to inosine editing.